This is a messenger RNA of Anthonomus grandis grandis, 748 nucleotides long. RefSeq names its product cuticle protein-like. The transcript has 2 exons. The record is from RefSeq and is a predicted model, not a curated record. Gene Ontology annotation, cellular component: extracellular matrix. The coding region runs from base 28 to 675 and encodes 215 amino acids. Lineage: Eukaryota; Metazoa; Arthropoda; Insecta; Coleoptera; Curculionidae.
CAAAGAACAGCAACUUUCAUUUAAAAAAUGUACAAAGUCUUCAUUGUCAGUGCCAUCCUGGCCCUUACCAGUGCAGUUCCGGUAGACCACCAAGCCACAUCCUACUCAUCCUUUAAUGAUAACCAUAACUCCAUCCAUCACGUUGACUCUGCUCCUUCCCACAAUUAUGCUGCUGCCCCGGCGUCUCAAUAUUAUCAUGCCCCAGCUAUUGCUAAAGUAGCUCUUCCAGUAGCCAAAAUUGCCCUACCAGCUGCUCCAGUCUACCAAACUGCCCCCAAAUAUUCUUAUGCCCCAGCUCCAGUAUCUUACGCCGCACCUAUUGCUAAAGUAGCCGCUUUACCAGUUGCUACAAAAUACGCCGUUCCUGUAGCGAAGUAUGCUGCCUAUGAUGCCCAUAGGGAGGAGUACGCCCCAGCUCAAUACGAGUUCGCUUACAACAUUGAAGAUACUCAUACCGGUGACUUCCACUCCCAGCAGGAGCAUCGUGAUGGAGAUCACGUUGUUGGACAGUACUCCCUUCACGAAGCUGAUGGUACUGUCAGAAUUGUCAAGUACUCUGAUGAUGGACAUGGUUUCAAUGCUGAAGUUGAAAGACAAGGGCACCCAACCGAAGCUCCAGUAGCUUACAAGAAAAUUGUUGCUGCUGCCCCAGCUCCAGCCUAUUAUCAUCACUAAGAAUACCAUACUAUUUAUUUAAAGUAAUUAUUGUAUUUAUUUAUUAAAAUAUACGAAUAUUUAUUGUUUUAAA